GGAUCCAGGAAGGGGCCAGUCCUGGCCGUUCUCGCGUCUGUCCCGGCCCGCCGCGGCCGCUCCGCCGCUCCUUUGCCCGGGCGCCUUGGUGCGCUCGGCCAACGGCCUCUGCGAGCGCUCGCCCGAGCGCCCCGGAGCCGGCGGGCGGCGGCCCUCGCCAGGGACCCUCCAGCGGGCCCAGGGCACAAAAGUGGCUCUCACUCUAGCACUUGCGCAUUGGAGCAAUUUAAGGAUUUAAUAUGAAGCACAGAAGCUGAUAGUGCCACAUAGCAAGCCCGUUGUUUGACAUUUCUGGAAAAGCAGUGUCCGUGUUGUUAUGUACACCUCCAAAACAGUUCAGAUCUGUAGGGGAGUUGUUGUGUAAAGUAAACAACCACAGGGUAGCAGUAUUAAUAGCUAUUGUAGACGUGUGUUUGCUCUAUUAAAAUGAGUAAGAAAUCGGGCAGUGACACAUCACUAGGAAGCAUUUUUUAUUUGGGGGCAACAUUCUUUCGACUACAUCUCCCUGGAAUCAUGGAUCCCUCUCCAAUUUAGAAGGGUGAGUGGGGCAGCAUUUCCUUCUCCCACUGCUGCUGAGAUGGCAGAAAUUAGUCGAAUUCAGUAUGAAAUGGAAUACACCGAAGGUAUUAGUCAGCGAAUGAGGGUCCCGGAAAAAUUAAAAGUAGCACCUCCAAAUGCUGACCUGGAACAAGGGUUCCAAGAAGGAGUUCCAAAUGCCAGUGUGAUAAUGCAAGUCCCAGAGAGGAUCGUUGUUACAGGAAAUAAUGAAGACAUUUCCUUUUCAAGACCAGCAGAUCUUGACCUUAUCCAGUCCACUCCCUUUAAACCUCUGGCACUGAAAACACCACCACGUGUGCUCACACUAAGUGAGAGACCACUAGAUUUUCUGGAUUUAGAAAGACCACCUCCAACUCCUCAAAAUGAAGAAAUCCGAGCAGUUGGCAGGCUAAAAAGAGAGCGUUCUAUGAGUGAAAAUGCAGUUCGCCAGAAUGGACAGUUGGUCAGAAACGAUUCCAUGUGGCACAGAUCAGAUUCUGCCCCAAGAAAUAAAAUUUCAAGGUUCCAGGCAUCGAUUUCUGCACCGGAGUACACGCAUGCUAAUGUGACACCAUCGCCACCACAGGCUCGGGUCUGUCCUCCCCAUAUGCUACCUGAAGAUGGAGCUAAUCUUUCCUCUGCCCGUGGCAUUUUGUCGCUUAUCCAGUCUUCUACUCGUAGGGCUUACCAGCAGAUCUUGGAUGUGCUGGAUGAAAAUCGCAGUGUGAGAAGACAAAAUGAGAUACGUUGUGAAAGACCUGUGUUGCGUGGUGGGUCAGCUGCCGCCACUUCUAAUCCUCAUCAUGACAACGUCAGGUAUGGCAUUUCAAACAUAGAUGCGGCCAUUGAAGGAGCAUCAGAUGACAUGACUGUGGUAGAUGCAGCUUCAUUAAGACGUCAGAUAAUCAAAUUAAAUAGACGUCUGCAACUUCUAGAAGAGGAGAAUAAAGAACGUGCUAAAAGAGAAAUGGUCAUGUAUUCAAUUACUGUAGCAUUCUGGCUGCUUAAUAGCUGGCUCUGGUUUCGACGCUAGAGGUAACCUCAGCAUUCACAUAUAUUGAUUGUCUCAACAUCUGGAAAUAUAAAGGAUUUGCAAACUUCGUUGUUUCUGUCUUUGCAUUGUAUGCCGUUUUAUAAUCCCAGCCCUGGAAAUGUAUUUCUUCCAGAAAGCAGGGGACUGUUCUGUUACUGAUCUGCAUUCAGCCAGUUCCGAAGUGGCUCCUACACACUCUGUUUUUGCAUGUUUUGUAAAUAGGCUUAGGUUUGUUUGUUUGUUCUUAAAGAAAAUCACUUUUUUGGGGGGGCCUCAUCAGUCUGCAGCUAAUUCUCUAAAAAGAAAUGACAGUCAUAAAGAGUGAGUUUAGAAAACUAUCUGUAAAAGAAAACAGUGUUUCUCAGAUGAUUAACCAAUUUCUUUGAUAGAUGCUUUUUGUAUCUGCAUCACAACAUAAAUGCUUUUGAAGUCAUAGUCUGGUGCAGCACUUAAGAAAAGUCAAACCACCUAACUCUUCUUGAUCACCUGUACAGUGGGAGUGUAAAAAACUCCUAACGAUUCAGCAGUUUAUCUGUGUGCAAUAUGUUAUUCUGAUUUUCAUCUUAGUUUUCUAUAAAAUAUGUUUUUACCAAGUCCAUGUGUGAAUGAUUUAAAAAACUAAAAAUGAGGUAUAAAUGUAGUGUACUUAAUAAACUGUCAACCAAA
This is a messenger RNA of Peromyscus maniculatus bairdii (prairie deer mouse), 2236 nucleotides long. NCBI's taxonomy places the organism in Eukaryota, Metazoa, Chordata, Mammalia, Rodentia, Cricetidae. The record is from RefSeq and is a predicted model, not a curated record.